Messenger RNA from Cryptomeria japonica (Japanese cedar), 1479 nucleotides. RefSeq names its product berberine bridge enzyme-like D-1. Gene Ontology annotation, molecular function: FAD binding; oxidoreductase activity. The record is from RefSeq and is a predicted model, not a curated record. Lineage: Eukaryota; Viridiplantae; Streptophyta; Pinopsida; Cupressales; Cupressaceae. The transcript is spliced from 2 exons. Bases 1 to 1479 code for a protein of 492 amino acids.
AUGGCUUUCUGGAGUUAUAUGAGAAUGUUUAGCUUGUUUGCAUUGUUGUGGGUUGUAAAUUUGGGAGGCCGAGAUGCGGUUGUGGCAUACUCAUCACAAAAUGCAACUGCACUAGCGUUCACUUCAUGUCUGAGUGGAAAUGGUAUCGAAAACGUGACGUUCAAAAGCUCUUCUUCAUCAAGCAACUACUACUCGCUCCUCGAAUUCUCUCUGCAGAAUCUGCGCUAUGCGGAAGAAAGCGUGCCGAAGCCAUACGCUUUGAUUGUCCCGGAGAGCAGAGACCAACUGCACAAGUCAGUGCAGUGCUCCAUACAACACGGCUGGCAGAUAGUGAUGCUCAGUGGAGGGCACAGCUAUGAGGGUCUUUCCUCCACUUCUCAGGCUCCCAAUUUCGUCAUCAUCGAUGUAAUGAAAUUGGAAAGAGUUGAGGUGAAUAUGAAAUCCAAGACGGCUUGGGUGGAGUCCGGUGCAACUUUAGGCCAACUCUACUCCGCCAUUGCAAACAAGACUUCGCUCUACGGUUUCCCUGCGGGAGUCUGCCCGACAGUAGGCGUGGGCGGGACUUUGAGUGGAGGUGGGCUUGGGUUACUCGCAAGGAAAUAUGGCGUCUCGGCAGACCACGUUAUAGAUGCCCUGCUUGUGGACGCCAAUGGCAUAUUGGUGGACAGAAAGGGGAUGGGAGAAGAUGUGACGGGAAACGAUAACGUGACAGAGCUUGUAGAACGAUGGCAAUCUGUUGAACCGUUUGCCCCCGAGGAUCUCUAUAUCCGUGUCUUUGUGUUCGGAGGCAGUCCUGUUAGCCUUACCUUCAAUGGAAUGUAUUUGGGUUCUCUACCACAACUCCUCAAACUUGUGAAUGAGAUCUUUCCUGAGAUGGGUCUGGUCGCCGCCGAUUGUAACGAGACAGACUGGAUCGGCUCGGUCAUCUCGACUGCUGUGGCCAACGGAUAUUCUGCCGACCUCCUCAACAGAUAUCUUGCCACCAAAAGGUACUUCAAGAAUAAGUCCGAUUAUGUGAAGAGCGCCAUCUCUUCAUCAGGCCUACAGGGAGCAUGGAAGAUUAUGGAACAGAAGCCCGACAGCCAAAUGAUAUUGGCUCCCUUUGGAGGCGUAAUGAAUAGGAUACCAUCUACUCGGAUUCCCUUCCCCCAUCGAGCAGGGUAUUUAUAUGAAAUUCAGUACGUACUCAACUGGGACGACGCUUCCGAAGAUGCAGAGUCUGUGGCUUGGAUGCGAAAGUUGUACGAAUACAUGACUCAUUAUGUUUCAAAAUCUCCCAGAGGUGCUUACGUCAACUACAUAGACCUUGACUUGGGCCAUGCAUCUGCUAAUGGAACCUCCACCGUACAACAAGCAAAGUCGUGGGGCGAAAAGUAUUUUGGUGUGAAUUUCUUCAGGCUGGUGCAUGUCAAGACUAAAUUCGAUCCCAACAAUAUUUUCAAGAAUGCUCAGAGCAUUCCCCCACUCAGUCACACUUGA